AUGUCUUCUGGUGUUGAUAGAGAUACAGUGAUAUCAUGGUCAGAACAGGCGCAAACUACUUUACAGGAAGCCAAAAAGAUGUGCACACGGGCACAAGCACUGCUCCAGUCAACUACUUAUCAGCUAGUUACCCAGCUUCCUGAAAGGCUUCAAUUUGUCACAUUUAUGGUUGAUGCGUUGAAACAGCAACACGAGUUGUUGACAUCGAUAGUAGAGUCCCAAAGUCGCAUAAGAAAGGAGUCGGUCAGUCAGUUCAACGUACAGGUGGAGCGAGAUUUGACCCCUGCAUUAGCAGAGCUAGAUGAUAUACUUGCACGGCUAGCCAAGGCAAAAGUUCCGAGUUACUUGAUUAAUAACGUAGUACAUGAACUAGAGGUACAUAUAGACACUUUGGUAGAGGAUAGAAAUCUUUGUGAUUUCAUUUCCAUGGAUGACAUAAAAUUGCUUACCACCAACAUUGAAAUUUAUAAGGCCAACUGCACUAAAUUACAUGGAUUACUCGAGAAAACGAUGAAUGAGAGCGUAAUCGAGCCGUACCAGAUAAUUGCGUUGAAGAAAUAUCAUAAUAUUAUGAAGCAGUACAAGGAGCUAAUGCCGGUUCAGUUGGGAAUGAACUUGGCUCCGGAUGUGUCUCCUUACAAGCUAAACAACUUGAUCAAUACCAUAUUAAAGGAAAAUUCGUCAUUGGAACACGAAUUGGUCCCCAUGUUGGAGAUGAUGACGAACCAUUACGACCAAUGUGUCCAGGGUACAUUGUUUUUCAACACUAAGAAUCCAAAAGACCCACUGGGCGACGUGAAUUUUGAAGUGCUUCGGAAUGACGCCCUAGAAUUACCGGAUGUGCUCAAGGAGCUUAACACGGUAUACGAUAUCAUUGUAAACAAUGAAGUGAGAACAAAAAAGCUCUUGAGCAGCGAGUUUUCUCGUAUUGACUCCUUAAUUUCCAUGAUCAAGGAUCUUCUCGAAUUUUAUACAGAUUACAAGGCCACUCACUUGUCCAAAUAUAUGAUCUUAGUCCUCUCGUGCGAUGAAAUCUUUGGCAAGUGCUCAAUAGCUAUGAAUUCGAACCAGACGCCGCUCGAAGCCUACAUCGAGACUAUAACACUGCUUCUGUACCACUACACCCAAUUUCUCUCCAUCUACAAAUCAGAGUAUCUUACUGAACUCUUUUACGAACAAUACACUUAUCCACGAAAAUACCUUGCAAAACUUACAGACUUUCUCAACAAUGAUAUGUUCCACUUACAACAAGAAGAAUACGAGCGGCGGAAGAACUGGCUUGCAAGAUAUGGUGAGUUUAUUCCCAAUGAGUUUAAGCUACCUGGUGAGCUUAAUCAGCCCUCAAUUAUACAGGUUGUAACGGAGGGUCUAGAUGAUGUACAAAAAGAUUACAAUGAUGGUAAGUUUAACGAGUCAGCCGAAGAGAUUAAUCUAUCAGACCUUAUUAAGACCAUGAAGUUAUAG
This is a messenger RNA of Debaryomyces hansenii CBS767, 1464 nucleotides long. RefSeq names its product protein kinase regulatory subunit. Gene Ontology annotation, biological process: piecemeal microautophagy of the nucleus; activation of protein kinase activity; autophagy of peroxisome. The transcript has a single exon. Bases 1 to 1464 code for a protein of 487 amino acids. Gene Ontology annotation, cellular component: phagophore assembly site; Atg1/ULK1 kinase complex. Gene Ontology annotation, molecular function: protein kinase activator activity; molecular adaptor activity. The record is from RefSeq and is a predicted model, not a curated record. Lineage: Eukaryota; Fungi; Ascomycota; Pichiomycetes; Serinales; Debaryomycetaceae.